UUCCAUCUUCUCGCCAUGGAGGGGCUCAUCAAGGGUUUGGCCAAAGCCGCGAUCGACGCGCUGGACGGCGGCGGCGACGACGAGGCGCCGAGGAGACAGCGCCCCGCGGAGGACGCGGAGGAGCAGGAGGGCCGCGAGGAUCGGGACCGCUCCACGUGGGCCGAGGUGGUCUCCGACAAGAAGGGCGGCGAGCCGGAGGAGGAGCGCCGGGGUUCUCGGCCCUCCGGGCGGGAUGAUGGCUGGGGGAGAACGGACGGCCGGAAGCAGCAGCAGCAGCCAUCCGCCCAUGGUGGAGGUCAAAGCCAGUACGAGGGAGAUAACAGGAGGGAUGGUGGUAGCCGGCCGCAGCAGCAGCAGGCGCCAGCGAACAGGAGGCAGCAACAGGAGGGAGAAGAAACAAAUGAUGAAGGUUGGGAAACAGUAGGCGAGAAAAAGAAGCAUGGAAGGCCGCAACAGUCUGAAGCAUGGAAUGCAUACAAAAGGCCACCAUCCGAACAAGAGUACUCUGAAGAUGUUGGUCAGACCCACAAUGGUCUAAAUCUAGAGCCUACCAGGGAGGAGCUCAACAGCUUGUCCGAAGCAUGUAGCCGGCUCUGGGAGCUUGAUAUGAACCGUCUUGUUCCUGGUAAGGACUACACCAUUGACUGUGGAGAGGGAAAGAAGGUCUAUCAGAAGGAUGAUAUGGCAUAUGGAAACUUGUUCAGCUGGCUAGGCGAUGAUGUGUUUACCAAGCCCACGUACUCCCGCUUCUGUGCGCUUCUUGAUAAUUACAACCCGCACCAAGGGUACAAAGAAGUUGUUACUCAGCAGGAAAAGCAUGAAGAAGUAGCAUUUAUUGAAGAGAUUGCCAGGACAGCGCCGAUCAAGUACUUGCAUCAGUAUUUAGUGAUGAAGGGAGUCGCAUCUCAAGACUACGAUGACUUCAAGACAAUGUUGACAUCCCUUUGGUUUAACUUGUAUGGAAGAUGUGGCAACUCUAGCUGCUCUUCUGCAUUCGAGCAUGUGUUUGUUGGUGAAAUAAAGGGAGAGAGACAAGGAGAGACUGAGGUCUCAGGCUUCCAUAACUGGAUUCAGUUUUAUUUGGAAGAAGCCAAGGGAAAUGUGGACUACAAAGGUUACAUAUUCCCAAGACGCCGUGGGGAAUCGCCUGAUUCGGAGACACAGUUACUCACCGUUCAGUUUGAGUGGCAUGGUAUUCUGAAGUCAGUAUCAAGCAGCUUGAUUGGUGUUAGCCCUGAGUUUGAACUGGCACUCUACACGCUGUGCUUCUAUAUGGGAGGGGAGGAUAACCGCGUCAAUAUUGGCCCGUACACAGUGAACGUCAAGUGCUACCGUAUGGGUAACAACAAAAUUGGAUCAGCCUUUCCCAUUGCGGAGAAUUGAUUUGUGUGUGUGAUGACCUGCUUACGCAGGCUUGUAGUUCUUUGGUUUUCAAUUUCCUGUUGAAUUUUGUAAAAUUAAUACCGUUGUUAUAUGAAAGGAACCAUACUGUUCAUUCCAUUGUUAUAAUGCCACUACAUAAUACUGUAUUACAGUAUACACUGAAUAGGACGCUGAUUGAGAUGUUGAUUA
Molecule: messenger RNA, 1572 nt
Organism: Lolium rigidum
Lineage: Eukaryota; Viridiplantae; Streptophyta; Magnoliopsida; Poales; Poaceae
Product: uridylate-specific endoribonuclease B-like
Exons: 8
Coding region: 16-1383 (455 amino acids)
Molecular function (GO): RNA endonuclease activity
Source: RefSeq, a predicted model, not a curated record